AUGAAGAAGGCCCUAAAUAUUCUAAAACGUAAAAAGAACAUAAUGGGCAUUUUGGAUGCAACCGAGUGUAGAAAUCUGAGUUACAGCAAAACUUUAUGGAAGUAUCAGCAGUCCUGUGAUCCUGGUGAAUUUCUUUGCCACGAUCAUGUGACUUGUGUCUCCCAGAGCUGGCUGUGUGAUGGGGACCCUGACUGCCCUGAUGAUUCAGACGAGUCUUUAGAUACCUGUCCUGAAGAGGUAGAAAUCAAGUGUCCCCUGAAUCACAUCGCUUGCCCUGGUGCCCGCAAAUGUGUUCACUUGUCCCAGCUGUGCGACGGCGUCUUGGACUGCUCAGAUGGGUACGAUGAAGGAGCGCAGUGCCGGGAACUGUUGUCCAAUUGCCAGCAGUUGAAUUGUCAGUAUAAAUGUGCAGUGGUCAGAAAUAGUACAAGAUGUUACUGUCAAGAUGGAUUUGAAGUAAAAGAAGAUGGAAGAAGCUGUAAAGAUCAAGAUGAAUGUGCCAUGUAUGGUGCAUGCAGCCAGACCUGCGUAAACACGUAUGGAUCCUAUGCUUGCGGUUGUGUGGAAGGCUACAUAAUGCAGCCAGACAACAGAUCUUGCAAAGCCAAAAAUGAACCUACAGACAGGCCACCUAUGCUGUUAAUUGCAAAUUCUGAAACCAUUGAGGUCUUCUAUCUUAAUGGAAGUAAAAUGGCAACCCUGACCUCAGUCAAUGGAAAUGAAAUUCAUGCUCUGGAUUUUAUUUAUAAUGAAGAUAUGAUUUGUUGGAUUGAAUCUAGAGAAUCUUCAAAUCAGCUCAAAUGUAUUCAGAUAACAAGAACAGGAAGAUUAACAGAUGAAUGGACAAUCAAUAUUCUUCAAUCCUUCCACAAUGUGGAGCACAUGGCGAUUGACUGGCUCACCAGAAAUCUCUACUUUGUGGACCAUGUCAGUGACCGGAUCUUUGUUUGCAAUUACAACGGGUCUGUGUGUGUCACCCUGAUUGAUCUGGAGCUUCAUAAUCCGAAGGCAAUAGCCGUAGAUCCGAUAGCAGGAAAACUUUUCUUUACUGACUACGGGAAUGUGGCCAAAGUGGAGCGGUGUGACAUGGAUGGCAUAAACAGAACAAGGAUAAUUGAUUCAAAGACAGAGCAGCCAGCUGCACUGGCACUAGACCUAGUCAACAAAUUGGUUUACUGGGUAGAUCUUUACUUGGACUGUGUGGAAGUUGUGGACUACCAAGGAAAGAACAGACAUACUAUUAUUCAAGGCAGACAAGUCAGACAAUUUUAUGGAAUAACUGUGUUUGAAGACUAUUUAUAUGCAACCAUUUCUGAUAACUUCAACAUCAUAAGGAUAAACCGAUUUAAUGCCACAGAUAUGCAUUCAUUCAUUAAAAUGGAAAAUGCCCGAGGACUCCGAAUCUAUCACAAAAGAACUCAACCUAUAGUCAGAAGCCAUGCGUGUGAAGUGGAUCCAUAUGGACUGCCAGGGGGAUGUUCGCACAUCUGUCCGCUCAGCAGCAGCUACAAAACACGGACCUGUCGCUGCAGGACUGGCUUCAACUUGGGAAGUGAUGGCAGGUCAUGCAAAAGACCCAAGAAUGAGUUGUUCCUUUUUUAUGGGAAAGGACGCCCAGGAAUUGUUAGAGGAAUGGACUUGAAUACCAAGAUAGCUGAUGAAUACAUGAUCCCCAUAGAAAAUCUGGUAAACCCUCGAGCUUUAGAUUUUCAUGCAGAAACCAAUUAUAUCUACUUUGCUGACACCACCAGUUUCCUAAUUGGCCGGCAGAAGAUAGAUGGCACAGAGCGAGAAACCAUCCUGAAAGAUGACCUGGACAAUGUGGAGGGCAUUGCUGUGGACUGGAUCGGACACAACCUUUACUGGACAAACGAUGGCUCCAGGAAGACCAUCAACGUGGCCCGGCUGGAGAAGGCCGCUCAGAGUCGGAAGACCCUUCUGGAGGGAGAGAUGUCCCACCCCAGAGGGAUUGUGGUGGAUCCUGUUAAUGGUUGGAUGUAUUGGACAGACUGGGAGGAAGAUGAGAUAGACGACAGCGUGGGAAGGAUCGAGAAGGCCUGGAUGGACGGCUUCAAUCGGCAGAUUUUUGUGACUUCAAAGAUGCUGUGGCCAAACGGUUUAACUCUGGACUUUCACACCAGCACCUUAUACUGGUGUGAUGCCUAUUAUGACCAUAUUGAAAAGGUGUUUUUGAAUGGAACUCACAGGAAGGUUGUUUACAGUGGGAAAGAGUUGAACCAUCCUUUUGGACUGUCACAUUAUGGGAAUUAUGUGUUCUGGACUGAUUAUAUGAAUGGUUCCAUUUUUCAACUAGAUUUGAUAACGAAUGUGGUGACAUUACUGAGGCGAGAAAGACCACCCCUGUUUGGGCUUCAGAUUUAUGAUCCACGAAAGCAACAAGGUGACAAUAUGUGCCGAGUGAAUAACGGGGGCUGUAGUACACUGUGCUUGGCCAUCCCAGGAGGCCGAGUAUGUGCUUGUGCUGAUAAUCAACUUUUAGAUGAAAACGGAACAACUUGCACAUUUAAUCCGGGAGAAGUAUUACCUCACGUAUGUAAGGCUGGAGAAUUUCGUUGCAAGAACAGGCACUGCAUCCAAGCGCGGUGGAAAUGUGAUGGUGAUGAUGACUGUCUGGACGGAAGUGAUGAAGAUUCAGAGAAUUGCUCCAAUCAUAGCUGUCCUGAUGAUCAAUUUAAAUGCAAGAACAAUCGCUGUAUCCCCAAGAGAUGGCUUUGUGAUGGAGCUAAUGAUUGUGGGAGCAAUGAAGACGAAUCCAAUCAAACUUGCGCAGCCAGAACAUGCCAUGUGGACCAGUUUUCUUGUGGCAACGGGCGCUGCAUUCCCAGAGCAUGGCUGUGUGACAGGGAAGAUGACUGUGGUGAUAAGACAGAUGAAAUGACAUCUUGUGAAUUCCCAACUUGUGAGCCACUAACUCAAUUUAUAUGCAAAAGUGGAAGGUGCAUUAGCAGCAAAUGGCACUGCGACUCUGACGAUGACUGUGGGGACGGGAGUGAUGAAGUCGGCUGUGUUCACUCUUGCCUUGAUCACCAGUUCAGAUGCUCCAGCGGCAGAUGCAUCCCCGGCCAUUGGGCCUGCGAUGGUGACAAUGACUGUGGAGACUUCAGUGAUGAAACCCAAAGCAAUUGUACCAAGGAAGAGAUUCGUUCUCCUGCUGGUUGUAAUGGGAAUGAAUUCCAAUGCCAUCCUGAUGGAAAUUGUAUCCCUGACCUGUGGCGUUGUGAUGGGGAAAAAGACUGUGAAGAUGGUAGUGAUGAAAAAGGCUGUAAUGGCACCUUACGGUUGUGUGAUCACAAAACCAAGUUUUCCUGUCGGAGUACAGGGAGAUGCAUCAACAAAGCAUGGGUAUGUGAUGGAGAUAUUGAUUGUGAAGAUCAGUCCGAUGAAGACGACUGUGACAGUUUCUUGUGUGGACCACCCAAGUACCCUUGUGCUAACGACACUUCAGUCUGCCUGCAGCCAGAGAAGCUCUGCAAUGGGAGAAGGGAUUGCCUGGACGGGUCUGAUGAAGGCGAUCUCUGUGAUGAAUGUUCUCUGAACAACGGAGGCUGUAGCAACCACUGUUCUGUUGUUCCUGGAAGAGGAAUUGUCUGCUCCUGCCCUGAAGGACUUCAGCUCCACAAAGACAAUAAAACGUGUGAGAUUGUGGAUUAUUGUAGCAAUCACCUAAAGUGCAGUCAAGUGUGUGAGCAGCACAAGCACACGGUCAAGUGCUCAUGUUAUGAGGGGUGGAAGCUGGAUGUAGACGGUGAAAGUUGCACAAGUAUUGAUCCCUUUGAAGCAUUCAUCAUCUUUUCUAUUCGCCAUGAAAUCAGAAGGAUUGAUCUUCAUAAAAGAGACUAUAGUCUACUUGUUCCUGGAUUGAGAAACACAAUAGCUCUUGAUUUUCACUUCAAUCAAAGUUUACUUUAUUGGACAGAUGUUGUAGAAGACAGAAUAUAUCGAGGCAAGCUUUCUGAAAGUGGAGAAAUGAAAAAAUUUCUUCUUUACGCAAGGCGUUCUGAGAUCAGAGGAGUGGAUAUUGACAACCCGUAUUUUAACUUUAUCACGGCAUUUACGGUCCCUGAUAUUGAUGAUGUUACUGUGAUAGACUUCGAUGCAUCUGAAGAACGUUUAUACUGGACAGAUAUUAAAACACAAACCAUUAAACGUGCUUUUAUUAAUGGAACUGGACUAGAAACUGUUAUUUCAAGAGAUAUUCAGAGUAUCAGAGGGCUAGCAGUGGAUUGGGUCUCACGGAAUUUGUACUGGAUUAGCUCAGAAUUUGAUGAAACACAGAUUAAUGUGGCAAGACUAGAUGGCUCUUUGAAAACCUCAAUUAUUCAUGGAAUUGAUAAGCCACAGUGUCUGACAGCUCACCCAGUCAGGGGGAAACUUUACUGGACAGAUGGAAACACAAUCAACAUGGCAAACAUGGAUGGCAGUAAUAGCAAAAUUCUUUUUCAGAAUCAAAAGGAACCAGUGGGUCUAUCAAUAGACUAUGUGGAAAACAAGCUUUAUUGGAUCAGUUCCGGAAAUGGAACCAUAAAUAGAUGCAACCUAGAUGGUGGUAAUUUAGAAGUAAUAGAGUCAAUGAAAGAAGAAUUAACAAAAGCUACAGCCCUAACCAUCAUGGAUAAGAAACUAUGGUGGGCAGACCACAACUUAGCUCAGCUGGGAACCUGCAGCAAAAGAGACGGAAGGAACCCCACUGUCCUGAGAAAUAAGACUUCUGGAGUGGUACAUAUGAAAGUGUACGAUAAAGCGGCACAGCAAGGCAGCAAUUCCUGCCAGCUAAAUAAUGGUGGAUGCUCUCAGCUUUGUUUACCAACCUCUGAAACUACAAGGACUUGCAUGUGUACAGUGGGAUAUUAUCUCCAAAAGAACCGCAUGUCAUGUCAAGGUAUAGAGUCAUUUCUUAUGUACUCCGUCCACGAAGGAAUCAGGGGCAUACCUCUGGAACCAAGUGACAAAAUGGAUGCGUUGAUGCCUAUAUCUGGAACCUCUUUUGCUGUGGGAAUAGAUUUCCAUGCAGAAAAUGAUACCAUCUACUGGACAGACAUGGGCUUCAAUAAAAUUAGUCGAGCUAAAAGAGACCAAACUUGGAAAGAAGAUAUCAUUACCAAUGGCUUGGGAAGAGUGGAAGGGAUUGCUAUUGACUGGAUUGCUGGUAACAUAUAUUGGACAGAUCAUGGUUUCAACUUGAUUGAAGUUGCAAGACUCAAUGGAUCUUUCCGUUAUGUAAUUAUUUCCCAAGGCCUGGAUCAGCCAAGAUCUAUAGCUGUGCACCCAGAGAAAGGCUACUUGUUCUGGACUGAAUGGGGACAGAUGCCGUGCAUUGGGAAGGCUCGCUUAGAUGGCUCGGAGAAGGUUGUCCUCGUAAGCAUGGGAAUCGCAUGGCCUAAUGGCAUCUCCAUUGACUAUGAGGAAAAUAAAUUGUACUGGUGUGAUGCCCGCACAGACAAAAUAGAAAGAAUCGACCUUGAGACUGGAGGGAAUCGCGAGAUGGUGCUGGCAGGGAGCAAUGUGGAUAUGUUUUCAGUUGCCGUCUUUGGGGCUUACAUCUACUGGUCUGACAGAGCACAUGCCAACGGGUCCAUCAGGAGGGGCCACAAAAAUGAUGCUACAGAAACCAUAACCAUGAGAACGGGGCUUGGAGUCAACCUGAAGGAGGUUAAAAUCUUUAACCGAGUAAGAGAGAAAGGGACCAAUGUUUGUGCCAAGGACAAUGGUGGAUGCCAGCAACUUUGUCUUUAUAGAGGAAAUUCCCGGAGAACUUGUGCUUGUGCCCAUGGUUCUUUGGCAGAGGAUGGAGUUACUUGCCGAAGGCAUGAAGGCUAUUUGCUGUAUUCAGGGAGAACGAUAUUAAAAAGCAUACAUCUUUCUGAUGAAGCCAAUUUAAACUCACCAAUAAGGCCAUAUGAGAACCCACAUUAUUUCAAGAAUGUCAUAGCCUUGGCUUUUGACUAUAAUCAACAAAGAAGAGGUACCAACCGAAUUUUUUACAGUGAUGCACACUUUGGAAAUAUACAGCUUAUUAAAGAUAACUGGGAAGACAGACAAGUCAUUGUUGAAAAUGUGGGUUCUGUUGAAGGCCUUGCCUAUCACCGAGCCUGGGAUACACUGUACUGGACCAGCUCCACUACCUCAUCCAUCACCAGACACACAGUAGACCAGACUCGGCCCGGAGCCUUUGACAAGGAGGCUGUCAUCACCAUGUCAGAGGAUGACCAUCCACAUGUGCUCACCCUGGAUGAAUGCCAAAAUUUAAUGUUUUGGACCAACUGGAAUGAACAGCAUCCAAGUAUUAUGAGAUCUACCCUGACUGGGAAAAAUGCUCAAGUGGUGGUCAGUACAGACAUACUCACUCCCAAUGGCCUCACCAUUGACCACCGUGCAGAGAAACUUUAUUUCUCGGAUGGCAGCCUAGGAAAAAUUGAAAGGUGCGAAUAUGAUGGGUCCCAGAGACAUGUGAUUGUAAAAUCGGGGCCAGGGACUUUCCUCAGUUUGGCUGUUUAUGACAAUUACAUCUUUUGGUCAGACUGGGGAAGAAGAGCUAUCCUGCGUUCCAACAAGUACACUGGAGGAGACACAAAAAUUCUCCGUUCUGAUAUUCCACAUCAGCCUAUGGGAAUCAUAGCCGUUGCCAAUGACACCAAUAGCUGUGAACUUUCUCCGUGUGCUCUACUGAAUGGAGGUUGCCAUGACCUGUGCCUUUUAACUCCUAAUGGGAGAGUGAAUUGCUCCUGCAGGGGAGAUCGAAUAUUGGUAGAUGACAACCGAUGUGUGACUAAAAAUUCCUCCUGCAACAUUUAUUCAGAGUUUGAAUGUGGAAAUGGAGAGUGUAUUGACUAUCAACUCACCUGUGAUGGCAUUCCUCAUUGUAAGGAUAAAUCCGAUGAAAAAUUGCUCUACUGUGAAAACAGAAGUUGUCGAAGAGGUUUCAAGCCCUGCUACAAUCGUCGCUGCAUUCCUCACGGCAAGUUAUGUGAUGGUGAAAAUGACUGUGGAGACAGCUCUGAUGAAUUGGAUUGUAAAGUUUCAACCUGUGCCACUGUUGAGUUCCGCUGUGCAGAUGGGACCUGCAUUCCAAGAUCAGCGCGGUGCAACCAGAACGUGGAUUGUGCAGAUGCUUCCGAUGAGAAGAACUGCAAUAACACAGACUGUACACACUUCUAUAAACUUGGAGUGAAAACCACAGGGUUCAUAAGAUGUAAUUCUACCUCACUGUGUAUUCUGCCAACCUGGAUAUGUGAUGGCUCCAAUGACUGUGGAGACUAUUCAGAUGAAUUAAAAUGCCCAGUGCAAAACAAACACAAAUGUGAAGAAAAUUAUUUUGGUUGUCCUAGUGGAAGAUGCAUUUUGAAUUCCUGGAUAUGUGAUGGUCAGAAAGACUGUGAAGAUGGACUUGAUGAAUUACACUGUGAUUCUUCUUGUUCUUGGAACCAAUUUGCCUGUUCUGCACAAAAAUGCAUAUCCAAACACUGGGUGUGUGAUGGAGAGGAUGACUGCGGAGACGGACUGGAUGAAAGUGACAGCAUUUGUGGUGCCAUCACCUGUGCGGCCGACAUGUUCAGUUGCCAGGGCUCCCACGCCUGUGUGCCGCGACACUGGCUGUGUGACGGUGAGCGGGACUGUCCGAAUGGAAGCGACGAGCUCUCCACAGCGGGCUGCGCUCCCAAUAAUACGUGUGAUGAGAAUGCUUUCAUGUGCCGGAAUAAAGUAUGUGUGCCCAAAAAGUUUGUUUGUGACUAUGACGAUGACUGCGGAGAUGGCUCCGAUGAGUCUCAGCAGUGUGAAUACCGACCAUGUAAUGCAGAAGAAUUCAGUUGUGCUGAUGGACGAUGUCUUUUACAUGUGCAAUGGCAGUGUGAUGGAGACUUUGACUGCCCUGACCAUUCCGAUGAAGCACCUUUAAACCCAAAGUGCAAAAGUGCAGAACAGUCAUGCAACAGUUCAUUUUUUAUGUGCAAAAAUGGCAGGUGCAUUCCCAGUGGAGGUCUUUGUGACAAUAAGGAUGACUGUGGCGAUGGCUCAGAUGAGAAAAACUGCCACAUAAAUGAAUGUUUGAGUAAGAAAGUCAGUGGAUGUUCUCAAGAUUGCCAGGACCUCCCAGUUGGUUAUAAGUGCAAAUGCUGGCCUGGAUUCCAACUGAAGGAUGACGGUAAAACGUGUGUAGACGUUGAUGAAUGCUCUACGGGCUUUCCGUGUAGCCAGCGGUGCAUCAAUACAUAUGGGACCUACAAGUGCCUCUGUACAGAUGGCUAUGAAAUACAACCUGAUAACCCAAAUGGCUGCAAAUCUCUUUCAGAUGAAGAACCUUUUUUAAUUCUUGCUGAUCAUCACGAGAUAAGAAAAAUUAGCACCGAUGGCUCCAACUACACCCUUUUAAAACAGGGAUUAAACAAUGUUAUUGCUGUAGACUUUGAUUACAGAGAAGAAUUCAUCUACUGGAUUGAUUCCAGCCGACCCAAUGGCAGCCGCAUAAAUAGAAUGUGUUUAAAUGGAAGUGAUAUUAAGGUAGUGCAUAACACAGCUGUCCCCAAUGCACUUGCUGUUGAUUGGAUUGGAAAAAACCUCUAUUGGUCCGACACAGAGAAAAGGAUCAUUGAAGUAUCCAAAGUCAAUGGCUUAUACCCCACUAUACUCGUUAGCAAAAAGCUGAAGUUUCCCAGGGACCUGUCUUUAGAUCCACGAGCUGGGUAUUUGUAUUGGAUUGACUGCUGUGAGUAUCCGCACAUUGGCCGUGUUGGAAUGGAUGGAACCAAUCAGAGUGUUGUCAUAGACACCAGGAUUUCUAGACCUAUGGCACUAACUAUAGAUUAUGUCAACCAUAGACUCUACUGGGCUGAUGAAAAUCACAUUGAAUUUAGCAACAUGGAUGGAUCUCAUAGACAUAAAGUCCCUAAUCAAGACAUUCCAGGGGUGAUUGCACUAACAUUGUUUGAAGACUACAUCUACUGGACUGAUGGGAAAACCAAGUCACUCAGCCGUGCCCAUAAAACCUCGGGAGCAGACAGACUCUCACUGAUUAACUCAUGGCAUGCCAUCACAGAUAUCCAGGUGUAUCAUUCUUAUAGACAACCCGAUGUCUCCAAACAUCUCUGUAUGAUAAAUAAUGGAGGUUGCAGUCAUCUCUGCCUUUUGGCGCCUGGAAGGACUCAUUCCUGUGCAUGUCCCACCAACUUCUAUCUUGCAGUUGAUAAUAGGACUUGCUUAUCCAACUGCACAGCCAGUCAGUUUCGCUGCAAAACUGAUAAAUGUAUUCCAUUCUGGUGGAAAUGUGACACCGUGGACGACUGUGGUGAUGGAUCUGAUGAACCUGAUGAUUGUCCUGAAUUUAAAUGUCAGCCAGGCCGAUUUCAGUGUGGAACAGGGCUCUGCGCUCUGCCUGCUUUCAUCUGUGAUGGAGAGAAUGACUGCGGAGACAAUUCUGAUGAACUCAACUGUGAUACACAUGUCUGCCUCUCAGGUCAGUUCAAGUGUACCAAGAAUCAGAAAUGUAUCCCAGUAAACCUCAGAUGUAAUGGACAAGAUGACUGUGGUGAUGAGGAAGAUGAAAAGGACUGUCCUGAAAACAGCUGUUCUCCAGACUAUUUUCAAUGUAAAACUACCAAGCAUUGCAUUUCCAAGCUGUGGGUUUGUGAUGAGGAUCCGGACUGUGCAGACGCAUCAGACGAAGCCAACUGUGAUAAGAAAACCUGUGGACCCCAUGAAUUCCAGUGUAAAAACAACAACUGUAUUCCAGAUCACUGGCGGUGUGAUGGCCAAAAUGACUGCAGUGAUAAUUCAGACGAAGAAAACUGCAAGCCACAGACCUGUACGUUGAAGGAUUUUCUCUGUGCCAAUGGGGACUGCGUUUCCUCCAGGUUUUGGUGUGAUGGGGAUUUUGACUGCACGGAUGGCUCUGAUGAGAGAAAUUGUGAAACUAGUUGUUCCAGAGAUCAGUUCCGAUGUUCCAAUGGUCAGUGCAUAUCAGCAAAAUGGACAUGUGAUGGUCAUGAAGACUGUAAAUAUGGAGAGGAUGAGAAGAACUGCGAUCCAGCUUCUCCUACUUGCUCAUCAAGUGAAUAUAUAUGUGCCAGCGGAGGAUGUAUUUCAGCAUCUUUGAAAUGUAAUGGAGAAUAUGACUGUGCUGAUGGUUCAGAUGAGAUGGACUGUGUGACUGAAUGUAAGGAAGAUCAGUUUCGAUGCAGAAAUAAAGCCCACUGUGUUCCAAUUAGAUGGCUGUGUGAUGGAGUUCAUGACUGUGUGGAUGGCAGUGAUGAAGAGAACUGUGACAGAGGAGGAAAUAUAUGUAGAGCAGAUGAGUUCCUUUGCAAUAAUUCCCUCUGCAAACUCCAUUUCUGGGUGUGCGACGGAGAGGACGACUGUGGAGACAACUCUGACGAAGCCCCGGACUUGUGUGUCAAAUUUCUUUGCCCAACCACAAGACCUUACAGAUGCAGAAAUAACAGGAUAUGCCUGCAGUCUGAGCAGAUGUGCAAUGGGAUUGAUGACUGUGGGGACAACUCAGACGAAGAUCACUGUGGUGGUAAGCUUACAUAUAAAGCAAGACCUUGUAAAAAAGACGAGUUUGCUUGCAGCAAUAAAAAGUGCAUACCCAUGGACCUCCAGUGUGAUCAGCUGGAUGACUGUGGAGAUGGUUCCGAUGAACAAGGCUGCAGAAUGUCUCCCAAUGAAUAUACCUGUGAAGAUAAUGUGAAUCCAUGUGGAGAUGAUGCAUAUUGUAAUCAAAUAAAAACAUCUGUUUUCUGUCGCUGUAAGCCUGGAUUUCAGAGAAACAUGAAAAACAGACAGUGUGAAGAUGUUAAUGAAUGUUUGGUCUUUGGCACAUGUUCCCACAAAUGUAUAAAUAUGGAAGGAUCGUAUAAAUGUGUGUGCGACCAGAAUUUUCAAGAAAGAAACAGCACCUGCAUAGCAAGAGGCUCUGAAGAUGAAGUUCUCUACAUUGCUAAUGACACUGAUAUCCUGGGUUUUAUAUAUCCAUUCAACUACAGUGGCGAUCAUCAACAAAUUUCUCAUGUUGAACAUAAUUCAAGGAUAACAGGGAUGGAUGUAUAUUAUCAAAGAGAUAUGAUUAUUUGGAGUACUCAGUUUAAUCCAGGCGGGAUUUUCUACAAAAGGAUCCAUGACAGAGAAAAAAGGCAAGCAAACAGUGGCUUGAUUUGUCCUGAAUUUAAAAGGCCCAGAGACAUUGCAGUUGACUGGGUAGCAGGAAAUAUUUAUUGGACUGAUCAUUCUAGAAUGCACUGGUUUAGUUACUACACCACCCACUGGACCAGUCUGAGGUAUUCUAUCAAUGUGGGGCAGCUGAAUGGCCCCAACUGCACCAGACUUUUAACAAAUAUGGCUGGAGAACCCUAUGCUAUUGCUGUAAAUCCUAAGAGAAGGAUGAUGUAUUGGACUGUUGUUGGGGACCAUUCCCAUAUAGAAGAAGCAGCCAUGGAUGGCACUCUAAGAAGAAUUUUAGUACAAAAGAAUUUACAGAGGCCCACAGGGCUGGCUGUGGAUCAUUUCAGUGAACGGAUAUACUGGGCUGACCUUGAGCUCUCCCUCAUUGGCAGCGUUCUGUAUGACGGCUCGGAUUCCGUGGUCUCCGUCAGCAGCAGACAAGGCUUGCUACAUCCACAUAGGAUUGAUGUCUUUGAAGAUUAUAUAUAUGGAGCAGGACCUAAAAACGGUGUAUUUCGAGUACAAAAAUUUGGCCAUGGUUCAGUAGAGUACCUAGCUUUAGAUGUUGGUAAAACAAAAGGUGUUUUAAUAUCUCAUCGCUAUAAACAACUAGACUUACCCAAUCCUUGUUUGGAUUUAGCAUGUGAAUUUCUCUGUUUGCUGAAUCCUUCUGGGGCCACCUGUGUGUGCCCAGAAGGAAAAUAUUUGAUUAAUGGCACCUGCAAUGAUGACAGCCUGUUAGAUGAUUCAUGCAAAUUGACUUGUGAAAAUGGAGGAAGAUGUAUUUUAAAUGAGAAGGGUGAUUUGAGGUGUCACUGCUGGCCUAGUUAUUCAGGAGACAGAUGUGAAGUAAACCACUGUAGCAACUACUGUCAAAAUGGAGGAACUUGUAUACCAUCCGCUCUGGGGAGACCCACCUGCCGCUGUGCGCUGGGGUUCACUGGACCAAACUGUGGCAAGAUGGUCUGUGAGGAUUUUUGUCAGAACGAAGGGACCUGCAGUGUGACUGCUGGGAACCAGCCUUACUGCCACUGCCCGCCUGAACACACGGGGGACAGGUGCCAGGACUAUGUGUGUCACCACUACUGUGUGAAUUCUGAAUCCUGUACUAUUGGGAAUGACGGAAGCGUUGACUGUGUCUGUCCAACACGCUAUGAAGGACCAAAAUGUGAGGUUGACAAAUGUAUAAGAUGCCACGGUGGGCACUGUGUUAUAAAUAAAGACAGUGAUGAUAUAUCUUGCAACUGCACCAAUGGAAAGAUUGCCUCUAGCUGUCAGUUAUGUGAUGGCUACUGUUACAAUGGUGGCACAUGUCAGCUGGACCCUGAGACAAAUGUACCUGUGUGUCUAUGCUCCACCAACUGGUCAGGCACACAAUGUGAGAGGCAAGCCCCAAAGAGCAGCAAGUCUGAUCAUAUCAGCACAAGAAGCAUUGCCAUCAUUGUGCCUCUGGUGCUCCUGGUGACUUUGAUAACCACCUUAGUAAUUGGGUUAGUGCUUUGUAAAAGAAAAAGAAGGACAAAAACUAUUAGAAGACAACCUAUUAUCAAUGGAGGAAUAAACGUAGAAAUUGGCAAUCCAUCUUAUAACAUGUAUGAGGUGGAUCAUGAUCACAAUGAUGGAGGUCUUCUAGAUCCCAGUUUUAUGAUAGAUCCAACAAAGGGCAGGUAUAUAGGGGGUGUGUCCAGUGCUUUCAAGCUUCCACAUACAGCGCCACCCAUCUACUUAAACUCUGAUUUGAAAGGACCACUAACUGCUGGGCCAACAAAUUACUCCAAUCCAGUGUAUGCAAAAUUAUACAUGGAUGGGCCAAACUGUCGAAACUCCUUAGGAAGUGUUGACGAAAGGAAAGAACUGCUUCCAAAGAAAAUAGAAAUUGGAAUAAGAGAGACAGUGGCAUAA
This is a messenger RNA of Myotis lucifugus (little brown bat), 13074 nucleotides long. It is a transcript of the gene LRP1B, whose product is annotated as LDL receptor related protein 1B. Gene Ontology annotation, molecular function: calcium ion binding; protein binding. The record is from RefSeq and is a predicted model, not a curated record. NCBI's taxonomy places the organism in Eukaryota, Metazoa, Chordata, Mammalia, Chiroptera, Vespertilionidae. The transcript has 87 exons. The coding region runs from base 1 to 13074 and encodes 4357 amino acids.